AUGUCGAUCACUCCAAAGAUAGCGAAGAGCCUCGAGAACUAUCUGCAGGAUAGGGCGACUAGGGUCAUUGAAGAAGGGCUUUGGCUACUCAAUCAUGACUAUCGUGACGCCGUGAUUGACCUAUGUGGUGACCAAAUCGGGGCCAAACGGCUCACAUAA
Molecule: messenger RNA, 159 nt
Organism: Bipolaris zeicola 26-R-13
Lineage: Eukaryota; Fungi; Ascomycota; Dothideomycetes; Pleosporales; Pleosporaceae
Exons: 2
Coding region: 1-159 (52 amino acids)
Source: RefSeq, a predicted model, not a curated record